This is a messenger RNA of Auanema sp. JU1783, 1425 nucleotides long. NCBI's taxonomy places the organism in Eukaryota, Metazoa, Nematoda, Chromadorea, Rhabditida, Rhabditidae. The record is from the annotation of a GenBank genome assembly.
AUGAAUGAAUCAGCUUUAAUCUUGGUUGAUUCAAAUUUGAAUUUUACAACAACUGAUGUAGCUGAAGUCGAUCCAACUAGGGCAACAUUAAAAUUAUGUUUGGCUAUAGCUUAUAUUGUCCUUUUCCUCUUAGGGACUAUAGGAAAUGGAAUUGUGAUCGUUAUGAUAAUCAAUGUACUCACAUCAAUGAGACGUACAACAUCUCUUGGUAAACGUAAAUCAUUAUCAAAUACAAACCACGUGUUCAUCUAUGUAUUGGGUUUGUCAAUUGUGGAUUUCCUGGUUAUAAUGCAUCUCCCUUUCUUAGUAGUGGACUUACUGAAAGGCCAAUGGUUAUUUGGAACAGCCAUGUGCAAGCUCUACUGGUUUGGAGAGAGCGUUAAUAAACUUUUAUCUUCAUUUAUUAUGACUGUACUAAGCUGGGACCGCUAUUUGGCUGUGUGUAGCCCAGUAAAGUCUAUUAGAAUACGAUCAAAUACAAUAGCUGUUAUUGUACUAUUGACAUGUUCUUUGUUAGCUGUCGUUCUUCUGUUACCUGUGUUGAUAGAAGCUACUGUAUUCAAAAUUGAUAAAUUGAAAAUGAUACCAUUGAUGGAAGAUUCUGAAGAUUUACGUUUAUCUGAUUUACAUGGAACAACGAUGAACAAAUGCAUGUUCGAUUCUGAUGCCACUUUCACCUUGUACACUUUCAUGAUAGGAUUUUUCAUUCCAGCUCUAUUCAUCACAUUUUUCUAUUGCCGGGUAAUUUAUAAAUUACAUAAGUCUUCAAGAAAUAUGAGGGAGAUGCGUAGUUCUAACCAAGAGACCAGUAAACGGGAUACUGAUAGAGUCAAACAAGUAACAAAACGCAUCGUUGCCGUUAUCAUGUUCUACUUCUUAUGUUGGACACCUCAAUGGGCUCUGAACAUUAUGAUUCAGUUCAACCUGAUACAUGUGUCUUGGAUGACCCCGGCUAUGUCCGCACUUUUCUUCAUCGCCCAUCUUCUCGUUUGCUUCAAUUCUGCCGCCAAUCCUGUGCUUUAUGCUCUGAUUAAUCGGGAGUUACGACAACAGCAUUACCGAGCAAUGCAGAAGAAAAGGCAGUCCAUAACGCACGCGACGCACGAAGCACUCGAAUUUGUGGCCAGACACACGCACAAGCUUUCAAACCAACGUGUCAACUCAGCUGCUUCUUUCAAUAUCGUCACUUUGCAAGACGGUAAACGACUAUCCUUCUGGGAGAGCGUUCGAUUGAGGCUCAUUGGAAUCAAGGAUACCUUGCUACGAGCUACUGGAGUAAGAUCUCGAUCCCCAUCCAACUGUUCUCAAAUGUCUGUGGACGUUACUUUUCAAGAAAAACCUAAAUAUCUGGUUCCGCCUUGCUCGUCAAGCGUGCCGUCGACAAGCUCGAAUCUUUUAGAAAAUCAAGAAGAUGAUUACCUCUGA